AUGGCCACACCAGUCAUCGUUGGCGUCGGGGCCAUCGCCGCCGCUCUCGCAGGAAGACAUUUUCUGCGUCAAGUCGGUAAAGGAGCUGCUGAGCAAUGGGUAAAAGGUGGAUUCAAAGCGAAAAUGGAUCGGACAGAGGCGUUGGCUAUUCUCGGUUUGAAAGAUGGUCCUCAGCUCCGGGUCAAGCUCAAAGAUGCUCACCGCCAGAUAAUGCUCGCAAACCAUCCCGAUCGCGGAGGUUCGCCGUAUUUGGCUAGUAAAAUUAACGAGGCGAAGGAUCUCCUGGAGAAAAAUAAGUAA
This is a messenger RNA of Marasmius oreades (fairy-ring Marasmius), 300 nucleotides long. RefSeq lists its product as uncharacterized. The record is from RefSeq and is a predicted model, not a curated record. The transcript has 2 exons. Bases 1 to 300 code for a protein of 99 amino acids. Gene Ontology annotation, cellular component: PAM complex, Tim23 associated import motor. Gene Ontology annotation, biological process: protein import into mitochondrial matrix. Gene Ontology annotation, molecular function: ATPase activator activity. NCBI's taxonomy places the organism in Eukaryota, Fungi, Basidiomycota, Agaricomycetes, Agaricales, Marasmiaceae.